AUGUCGUUCAUACCACACGUGGUGCGGCCACGGGCCGACGUGGAGAUUGCAAUCGAUACCGAGACGGCCCAAGCCGCGCUCGAGCUCGAGCUCACGAUUCUGCGCGUGCGGCAGCCGCACGACGGAGCCGCCAUGUCGCUUCUCGGGACACCGUGGCCAGCAUGGUUUGUCCCGCAGCUCGCCGCGCUUCAAGCGUCAUCGUUCUCGACAAAGUACUUGUGGUUUCUAUCACAGCUCGACGCGUUGCCGAGCGCGAGCAUUGCCAAGCUCUCGGUGCACCGGGGCAAGCUCCUCGACGGCUCGAUGCGGCUGCUGGAGCAGCUGCCGCUACAGCAGCUCUGUGCACAAACCCGCAUCGAGCUCAUUGGUGAGAUCGGCGUCGAUGCCGGCGGCCUCCAGCGCGAGUGGUACACCAUGCUCACCCAAGCCAUCUUGGACGAGAGCGCGGGUCUCUUUGUGGCCACGGACAACUACAAGUAUACGAUCGCGCCGCAUUCGUCGGUGCGACCCGCUCGGUAUCGCUGCGUCGGCCGGCUGCUCGGGCGCGCCUUGCUCGACGGCCAAGUCCUUCCGUUCCACCUCUGCACACCCAUGUACAAGCUCCUUCUCGGCCUUCCGCUCUCGCUCCUCGACGUGCAAUUCAUGGAUCAGCAGCUCUACAAGAGUUUGCUCUACGUACAGACAACGCCGGACGUGGCCGCGCUGUGCCUUGACUUUACUGUCGCGAUGGACGCGCAGCAUGUCGUGCCACUCGUGCCCGGCGGCGAGACCAUGGCCGUCACCGUCGACAACCAAGCCCUGUACGUCCAAGUGAUGACCGAGUACAUCCUCUUUGGGCGCAUCCAGCGCCAAGUCGAGCAUUUUCUAGCCGGCUUUUUCGAGGUACUACCGCCCGAGUGGCUCGCGCCGUUCGACUACAAGGAGCUCGAGCUCCUCCUCUGCGGCAUCGCCGACAUCAGCGUCGAUGAUUGGAAGCAGUAUACCUCCGUCUCGGCCGUCUUUACCACCACCGACGCCAUCGUCUUGUCGUGGUUCUGGGAUGCCGUCGCCAAUAUGACCAACACGGAGCGUGCCAAGCUGCUCCAGUUUGCCACGGGCUCGACGCACGUACCUGUCCAAGGCUUCAAAGGGCUCACGAGCACAGACGGCCGGCUCUGCCCCUUCUCGAUCAAGGCCAUCGAGUACGAACCCGGCAUGCUGCCGCGGUCCCAUGCGUGCUUCAACCGAAUCGACUUGCCCGUGUACCCGUCGCGCGACGAGCUGAACGCGGCGCUGCAGCUCUUGCUGCAGAUGGACAUGACCGAGUUUGCACUUGUCUAA
Messenger RNA from Saprolegnia parasitica CBS 223.65, 1320 nucleotides. RefSeq lists its product as hypothetical. NCBI's taxonomy places the organism in Eukaryota, Oomycota, Saprolegniomycetes, Saprolegniales, Saprolegniaceae. The coding region runs from base 1 to 1320 and encodes 439 amino acids. Gene Ontology annotation, molecular function: ubiquitin-protein transferase activity. The record is from RefSeq and is a predicted model, not a curated record. The transcript has 3 exons.